Messenger RNA from Dictyostelium discoideum AX4, 1089 nucleotides. RefSeq lists its product as hypothetical. The coding region runs from base 1 to 1089 and encodes 362 amino acids. NCBI's taxonomy places the organism in Eukaryota, Evosea, Eumycetozoa, Dictyosteliales, Dictyosteliaceae. The record is from RefSeq and is a predicted model, not a curated record. The transcript is spliced from 3 exons.
AUGAUGACCACAGAAGAUGUACAACCAAUUGAAACUACCAAAGAUGGUGUAGUAGUAUUAAAUUAUAGCGAUUUAAUUGCAGGUAAAGAUUUAUCAGACUCAAUUGAAAAAGCCUAUGGUUACAGUGGUCAUGGUUUAUUAGUUGUUAAAGGUAUUCCAUCAAUUGUUGAAUUACGUGAAAGAUUAUUAAAUCUUGCACCAAGAUAUUCAGCACUUCCAGAUGAAAUCAAAGAAAAAAGUGUACACAAAGAAAGUAAUUUCUCAUUUGGUUGGAGUCAUGGUAAAGAAAUUUUAAGACCAGGUGUAUUUGAUGAAUAUAAAGGAUCAUAUUAUAAUAAUCCACAAUAUGAUCAACCAUUUGAAGAUGAAAAAAUGAUUAAAGAAUUUCCAGAAUCAUGUCACCCAAAUAUUUGGCCAGUUGAAGAUUUUCCAGAGAUGAGACAAGCAUUUAUGGAAUUAGGUCAAACCAUUGUAAAUGUUGGACAAUUGGUAGCAAGACAAUGUGAUAAGUAUACAGUUAAACAAUGUGAAGAUUAUAAAGCAGAUACAUUGGAAACAGUGAUUAAGGAGUCAUUGACAUGUAAAGCACGUCUAUUAUACUAUUUCCCAAUCAAUGAGGAUCAAUCUGAGAGAUCAAGAGACUCAUGGUGCGGUUGGCAUAAUGAUCAUAGUUCAUUGACUGGUUUAUGUCCAGCAAUGUAUUUUACAAUGUCUGAAGAUGGCAAACUUGUUGUCAACUCUGAUAUCCCAUGUCCAGAUGCCGAAGCUGGUUUAUAUGCAAAAUCACGUGAUGAAAAAGAAGUUAAAAUCGCAAUUCCAAAAGAUUGUAUCGCCUAUCAAAUCGGUGAAUGUUCACAAAUUCAAACUGGUGGUCUCUUAAGAGCUACACCACAUGCAGUUCAAGCUAUUAAAUAUCCAGAAAGUAAAAAUGUUGGUCGUGGUACUUUUGCUGUCUUUAUGCAACCAAACGUUGAUGUUGUUUUAAAUACUCCAAAAGGAAAAGAAAAUACUUUUGUUGGUCAGUAUAAACCUGGUAUGAAUUUUGCUGAAUUCUCAAAAGUAACAAUCGAAAAUUAUUAUUCUGAAUAA